AUGCAACAACUUGACCUUGAACUUUCACCCGCUGAUAAUUAUUUGACGGCUUUCUACGGUCAACAAGAACAGUUUUCAUGGGAUUCUAAAUUCUCCAAAAAAGACACGCUCAGUCACUGUUACGUCAGCGGUUAUUGGCAAGUAUGGACAUCCGGGAGAGUAAAAGAAAAUGCAUUUCCUUUGUUUUCAUGGCAGCCCUACCCCUUGCAAGUUGAGUUUUCGUUACGUUUCCACGAAUGGAGUACGGGCAGCCAGAUCGUAGCUAUGCAGGAACUGGUCAGUGAAACAAGAUGGAUGAAUUUGGACUAUUUUGGACUGAUUUAUCGACCGUGCGAGAAAAAACUUUGA
Molecule: messenger RNA, 348 nt
Organism: Helobdella robusta
Lineage: Eukaryota; Metazoa; Annelida; Clitellata; Rhynchobdellida; Glossiphoniidae
Exons: 2
Coding region: 1-348 (115 amino acids)
Source: RefSeq, a predicted model, not a curated record